GGUGAGCUUAACAGAGUGGCAGCCUUUCGAUUGGUUGGUAACACUUGGGCCAGGUGGCAACGCUUUGUCUCUCUAGUCGCCGUGUUUGGUGUAUACAAUUUUAGUAAAAAAGACACAUAAUUCAAUCAAAUCUGAAAAAAAUAUAAUCAUAGAGAACUCGCAAUUGCAAUGCCUUCACUAGAUGCAGACGUGUCCAAUGAUCAGUUCAACAAUGAACAAUCGAAGCCAAUGUCUGGUCCAAUUAUUGGCAUCAUUUACCCGCCGCCGGAAGUCAGAAAUAUUGUGGACAAGACAGCCAGUUUUGUGGCACGUAAUGGGCCAGAGUUUGAGGCACGCAUCCGGCAAAACGAGCUGGGCAACCCAAAGUUUAACUUCUUGAAUGGAGGCGACCCCUACCAUGCCUAUUACAGACACAAGGUCAACGAGUUUCGCGAGGGGAAUGAUGCCGGUAUUACCGCAGUAACCGGCCUUAAGCAGCUGGCAGUGACCAGUGCGGCUCAGCAACGGCAGCAGGAGCUGUUAAAGCAGGUUGUGGAACAGCAGUUUGUUCCAAAAGAACCGCCAGUGGAGUUCGAGUUCAUAGCCGAUCCGCCCUCAAUUGCCGCAAUGGACUUAGAUAUUGUCAAGCUGACCGCUCAGUUUGUGGCCAGAAAUGGACGACAGUUUCUUACCAAUCUAAUGAGCCGGGAGCAGAGGAAUUUCCAAUUUGAUUUCCUACGGCCACAGCAUUCGCUCUUUCAAUACUUUACCAAACUAUUGGAGCAGUAUACCAAAGUACUGAUCCCUCCAAAGGAUCUGAUUGGCAAGUUACGUUCUGAAAGCGCUCCCGGACGCUCUAGCAUGGUUCAAGUGCUGGAACAGGUUAAAUAUCGUGCUAAUUGGCAACGGCACCAAGAGGCUCAACGUCGCCGCGAAGAGGAAAAGAUUGAACGUGAACGUGUGGCCUACGCACAAAUAGAUUGGCAUGACUUUGUUGUGGUAGAGACGGUGGACUAUCAACCGUUCGAGAGCGGCAACUUUCCACCACCAACCAAUCCCGAUGAGGUCGGCGCUCGUGUGCUAAUGGAAGAGCGGCUGUUGGAGGAGGAAGGUGAUAUCGAAAUGCAAAUUGAGUCAGACGAUGAGGACGACGUUCAAUUGGCAAGUCACCUGGAGAGUGGUGUGAAGCUCUCGCAAAUGGAGAACCGUGUAGGCAUUCAAAUGAAGAACGCAACAGCUUAUGGUCAACCGGUGAACGCCAAGCGGGACAACACACAGGUACAGGAUAUGGACGAGGCAUCCAGUGAUGAGGAGACGCCAACCACAAAGAUGCAGCCAAGUGUAGCUCCCAUGCUGCCUCCCACGCAUGACAAGGUUGUGGUUAAGAAAUAUGAUCCAAAAGCUACCCAACCCAAGCCCGCACCGGUGGCUACAGACGAAUACCUUAUAUCGCCAAUUACGGGCGAGAAGAUCCCAGCCUCCAAGGUGUCCGAGCAUAUGCGCAUUGGCCUUCUAGAUCCACGCUGGGUGGAACAGCGUGACAAGCAUACCGUUGAAAAAAUCAACCAGGACAACGUAUUUGCUGCUGGAACUGCGAUCGAGGCAAGCUUGAAACAGUUGGCGGAGCGACGUACAGAUAUUUUUGGUGUGGGCGACGAGGAAACUGUCAUUGGCAAGAAGCUUGGUGAGGAGGAGACUAAGAAGGAUGAUCGAGUCACAUGGGAUGGCCACACAUCCAGCGUCGAAGCGGCUACACGGGCAGCGCGUGCUAAUAUUACGCUUGAAGAUCAAAUCCAUCAGAUACACAAGGUGAAGGGUCUGCUGCACGAUGAGGAGAAGGAAAAGAUUGGACCCAAGCCAGUGGGCAACAAGGCGACGCUAUCAGCGCCCCCCCAGCCAUCCUCAUCAUCGAAGAACCAACACGGCAAUCAUCCACAUAACCAGUCACAGCACCACCAGGGUGGAGGUGGCGGUCAUCAUCACGCACCUCAGCACCAUCAUCAUCAAUCGCAGCAACCUCCAUCGUCGCUCCAUCAACAUCAUCAACACCAGCAGCAGCAGCAGUCGCAACACAACAUGCCGCAGUCCGCCAAUCCUGUGAUGAUGAUGCAGAGGCCUCCCAUGAUGCCAACACCAUUUGGUGGUGGUCCUGGUGGCUACAUGAACAUGCCAUCUGGCAGCGGACCACCGCAGAUUUCUCCGGCGCCGCCAGUUGAGAUGAUUCCUAUAGAAGAUGAGCCGCCUACUAAGAAGAUGCGCUCCGAAGACAAUCUAGUGCCCGAGGCUGAAUUCAUAUCACUGCAUAAGAGCCCUGUAACCAUUCAGGUGCAAAUUCCGAACACGGAUAAAUCGGAAUGGAAGCUAAAUGGUCAGAUGAUUGCCGUCACCCUGGCGCUAACCGACCCUAUUGCCAACCUCAAGGCAAAGUUGCAGGACGAGACGGGCAUGCCACCUGCAAAGCAAAAGAUAUUCUACGAGGGCAUGUUCUUUAAAGACAACAAUACCAUGGCCUUUUAUAACCUGCUCAGCGGCACUACGGUCCAUCUGCAAGUCAAGGAGCGCGGUGGACGUAAGAAGUAAAGCCCUCACUCAUUCUAAAAGAAACUUCAGCAUUUUAUUUGUAAAAGUUUAUUUUUGUGAAUGCUUUUACAAUCGUUCGUAAUAAAAAAAAUGGUCAAUCACA
This is a messenger RNA of Drosophila innubila, 2662 nucleotides long. It is a transcript of the gene Sf3a1, whose product is annotated as splicing factor 3A subunit 1. The transcript has 7 exons. The coding region runs from base 169 to 2559 and encodes 796 amino acids. NCBI's taxonomy places the organism in Eukaryota, Metazoa, Arthropoda, Insecta, Diptera, Drosophilidae. Gene Ontology annotation, biological process: regulation of alternative mRNA splicing, via spliceosome; mRNA cis splicing, via spliceosome. Gene Ontology annotation, cellular component: U2-type prespliceosome; catalytic step 2 spliceosome; U2 snRNP. The record is from RefSeq and is a predicted model, not a curated record. Gene Ontology annotation, molecular function: protein binding; RNA binding.